Hordeum vulgare subsp. vulgare (domesticated barley) is the source of this 2915-nucleotide messenger RNA. RefSeq names its product serine/threonine-protein phosphatase 7 long form homolog. Bases 687 to 2813 code for a protein of 708 amino acids. NCBI's taxonomy places the organism in Eukaryota, Viridiplantae, Streptophyta, Magnoliopsida, Poales, Poaceae. The record is from RefSeq and is a predicted model, not a curated record. The transcript is spliced from 9 exons. Gene Ontology annotation, biological process: meristem development; meristem maintenance.
UGACCAUUUUUCUAGAUACCAUUACUAUCAUUGCCAUGCUAGUAUUCGUUUCUAUCGCUAUGUAUCGUUGCCUAUCACAUGUUACAAUGUCUAGAUCGUGAAUGACGCGUAUUGUCGUGCCCGUUUAUUAGGAAUCUUAAAUAAAAAAGGGUUGCAAUGUUACAAACAUGGAGUUGGUUUUAUUUCUUGACAUAAUAAAGGUGACAUUGUUUCAGUUUGGCUGGCAUGGGUCUUUUUGUGCGCUGCACAUGCAACCAGCCCAAUCGAAAGCAGUGCUUCAAAUUGAAUAAAUUCGUUCUGGACAAGUGAAUUGAUAAUCCUUUAUCUACAGGGUGAAAUACUAGACGGGAAGAUUGUCACGAUCAUGUAUACUUAUGGGUUAGCAAGACCUUUUUCUAGCACUGUUUCCAGGGAGCAUAGCUUUAUUUAUUGUGUUGACUUAAGGAUAUCCAAUUGCCACUAUGAUGAAUCUAGAAGAUAAUCCAGCUAAGAGCGUCCCCUCUCGCACGAGAGAAGGAACCUAUUCGAAAGAAGAUAGAUAUUCCAUUCCUCGGCCCUAAAGAUGUGCAAGAAGCAAAAAAGAUCUAUCAAAGAGAAAGGUAUUAAAAUUGAUUGAGGAUGUGAAGAAAAUUACCACCGAUUGAAGAAAUACAUGGACUUGAUACUCCAACACAGGUAGUAGAGCAAUGGAGGGAAUGUAUCUUCUUAAUCCGGACGUUGAUAGUAAGCAUCGUGCUUCGCUAUUAACUGAGCACAAGCUCGUACCACUUGUCACUCGUACUGCUAAGGUGGACUGGAGUAUACAUCCGCUGUGGGUUGAAAGACUCAAAUGGGCUGGGCUUUUACCGUUCGCACGUCUAGUUGAGGCCACUGAGACGUCGCGGCACCUCAGCAUUGACUCUUCUUUGCUCACUUGCUUAGUGGACCGAUGGAGGCCUGAGACUCACACGUUCCGCUUCAGGUGGGGUGAGAUGGCUCCUACUCUAGAAGAUGUCUCAAUGUUGCUCGGACUUCCGUUGGCGGGAAAUGCGGUAGGACUGUUGGAGGACCCGCCAGAUUGGCAACAAACUUUGGCAGCACGUUUCUUCAAUAUAUAUGAUGGGGCUCCAAUACUGGCGUCAGAGGCGCACGGACCUAAGUAUGACUGGUUACAACAUUUCAGGAUCGAGAGAUUUCCAGGUUAUUCACAAGUCCCUUUGAGUGCUAUACAGAUUACUCGUAGCCUGGAGGCAUACCUAUUGUGGCUUCUCGGGAAGGUGAUGUUCACAGAGAACCAUGUCACUACUUUGAGUGCGCGUUACAUCCCCAUUGCACUGGAAAUCGCGACUGCUGAGUUAGCUGAACAGAUCACACCGAGGAGUUGGGGAUCCGCGGUAUUAGCUGCUACGUACCGAGGUAUGUGCAACAGUUGUCAUCUUUCCACGUCCAAGUCGGCCAUUCUUGGUUGCCCGCUGUUUUUACAACUGUGGUCCUGGGAGAGGUUCUCUAUUGGACGACCAAACAUAGAUGUGGACCACAGUUAUCAUGUGGGCAACAUGCUUGAUGGUGAUGACAUCGACUUGCCAACUUUCGGCCUGUGUUGGACGUGUCGCAAGAGACGGUAUGCUAGUGAACAGACUAGGCGAGCCUACACUACACUAAAUGAGCAGUCUGAUACGUACACGGGAGUUAUUUGGCAACCGUACACGGAAGUAGUCAGAAUUUUUAGAUAUCCCGGUGGUAUUUCUGUGCUAUGCACGAGAGAUCGGGGUUACUGGAUGACAAAAUCGAAGAUUAUCUUCGAUGUCUUUGUUGAGGAGAUGGCGCAGCAGCGCAUUAUGAGACAGUUCGGUCUUCGGCAGUUGACUCCUCCACCCAACACAGACAACCUGCUCUCAGUAGUAGUCCACAGGAUGACAAGGAAGGGAACCAAUAGGACACGGGCUCAGUGGCUACAAAGGCUUGAAGAGUAUGUUUUAGAAUGGGAAAUUGCCACUAAACGUAGGUGGCAUGAACAACAAGCAUUUGAUCUCGCUGAAUACAAUGCAUAUUUGGAGGGGUACAUGAGAGGAACACGAUUACGCAUUGUUCAGCACUCCAAUACAGAUGAGAUUCCGGACCCGCAUACGUGUGAUACGUACCCGACGUAUGAUACUUCUGGCUCCAGGCAGUAUGCGGGUGAGUUGGCAUACAGUCUUCAUACUGACGUGAUGAACUUUGAUCGACAAUUGUCAUCUGCAUCUCUUAUGGUACCUCGGUCUCAGAUUCAACCAUGGCUCAAGAGGCUCGAGCAGAGGAUAAGAGAUAUCUAUAAAGCUAUCACGUGCACGCGCACUUCGGAUGUUGUGCAUCACCAGCCGCAGCCUACGCCGGUGCCGCGUCACUCCGUGCAUCGACAUCAGCCACGUCCACGUCUACAAGGAGUGGAACCGACGCCACAUCCACCCCCACCUGACCAGCCUGGCAGUUCAGCGUGGCAUCAGCCACAGCACCACGCUUCAUCAUCGAGCUUCAUGUUUCAGCCAACUCCGCAACAUCACAAUCCUACUCCUGGUUUCAUGUAUCAUCCACAUCCAACAGGUAUGGUCCCUCCUGCAUAUCAUGGUGUGUCGGCGUCCGGAUCUGGGUUAGGGAGUGAACCAGAUGAGCUACCAUCGCACCAAAACAUGUGGUUGGACAUGUUUUCUACUCCUCCACCGUGGCCCACACAGGAUACACAGUAUGACCAGGGUGGAUCCGAGAUUCCUCCUUGUAACAUUAGCCCCCCCCCCCACAUGUGGGGAUGGAGUACACCCCCCACACCCCCAGAGCGCCAACCGAGACGUCGUGAGUGAAGCAAACUCUUUGCCCUGCUAUGUAUCACUUCAGACUUAUGUCUAUUUUAUGUAAGAAACUUAUGUGUAUUUUAUGUAUGAGACUUAUGUGUAUUUUAUCUA